AUUUGCUAAAAUCAUAAUGUUUGGUUGAGUUGUAAAUAUACAACUUUCAAUUUGCGUACAACAUUACAUGGAUCGAAGAAGCUGUGAUAAAAUGUCAAAAAACAAUGAAAAUUCAAUAGGCCAGCAUAACACUUGUAUAAAGAAUACUCGGCCGAAAAGAGUUAAGUAUCGCACAAUCGAGCUAGAAAGUUGGUUAACUUCUCGGUCAACUAUAACUCUGGCUCCGUUUCGAAAAUUAAGCAUCUGCAAUGGCUAUAAGUACGUGCCGACAUGGAAUCAGAUUAAGCCGCCAUAUUACAAAAAAUUCUUAAUUGCUGGAAAGAAUUUAUCACUCACUGUUAUAACAGAUAAAAGUCUGUUUAAUGCUACCGAUCGAAAAUAUCCCAGUAGUGAAUCCUCAAUCUGCGAAUCAUCCAGUAGCGAAUUAUCUUUUAGCGAAUUCUGUAUCGACGGAAUCUCCAGUUGCGAUUCCUCCAUCGGCAAUAUAUACAGUGACAUCUCGACCACCGAUUCCACUAGUUGCGAAUCCUCCAUCGAAUUUGAUUCGGAUCAGACGACGCCUUGAAUCAGUCACUACACAGUACGAGUGAAGUAAAAUAAAUAUGUAUGUUUCUUGAUUAUAAGUCCAAUUUAGUCCACCGAAAUCAAAUCUA
Messenger RNA from Drosophila innubila, 653 nucleotides. RefSeq lists its product as uncharacterized. NCBI's taxonomy places the organism in Eukaryota, Metazoa, Arthropoda, Insecta, Diptera, Drosophilidae. The transcript is spliced from 2 exons. The coding region runs from base 68 to 565 and encodes 165 amino acids. The record is from RefSeq and is a predicted model, not a curated record.